This is a messenger RNA of Triticum urartu, 1902 nucleotides long. RefSeq names its product protein EARLY HEADING DATE 2. Lineage: Eukaryota; Viridiplantae; Streptophyta; Magnoliopsida; Poales; Poaceae. The record is from RefSeq and is a predicted model, not a curated record. Gene Ontology annotation, cellular component: nucleus. Gene Ontology annotation, molecular function: DNA-binding transcription factor activity.
UGCACCUUGCUAGCUUUCGCCUGCGCCACGCCCUUCUUAUUCCGGCUGGCUGCGGCAACAGUAGCCUGCAGAAGGCAACGCCUCACCGGCUCACCCUCACCCCUCCCUCCUCCGUCACAUCCUCCUCUCUGACGCCUUUUCCUGCAACCGGAUCGCUUCUCCUGUCCUCCUAGCGCUCCUCCCCCUCGUCGUAUUCACCCCACUAGCAGUAGUCCAGUACCACCACCGUCUCCUGCCAUCACACGCAGUCUGCGCAGAAGCUGAGCUAGCAGUAUCUCAUCAGUGGUAGCCUCGAGACCACGUAUCCAAUCCACCUAGAAAGAGGGGGAGAAGGGGAGACGAAAGAGAAAGAGACCAGAGAGAGAGAGUGAACAUGAUGCUCUGUGAUCUCUCUUCUGACCGCGAGGCCACCGGAUCCAGCUCCCAUGGUGGAGUUGGAGACCUCGGCUUCAGCAGCCAUGUCCUGCUCAGCCCUCUCUUCGCGCCGGCGGCGACGCCGACGUCGACGCUGCUACCCAGGCCUCCGCUGCCGAUGCUGCUGGAGGAGCCCGCCAGAGCCAAGAGGAAGAGGAGCCAGCCCGGCAACCCAGACCCUGGCGCGGAGGUGAUCGCGCUGUCGCCGCGGACGCUGGUGGCGACGAACCGCUUCGUGUGCGAGAUCUGCAACAAGGGCUUCCAGCGGGACCAGAACCUGCAGCUGCACCGCCGCGGCCACAACCUGCCGUGGAAGCUCCGGCAGCGCACCGUGCUGCUGCCCAGGCCCGGCGGGGACGGCUCCGGCUCCGGCGCGCCGCGCAAGCGCGUGUACGUCUGCCCCGAGCCCACCUGCGUCCACCACGACCCGGCCAGGGCGCUGGGCGACCUCACGGGCAUCAAGAAGCACUUCUCCCGGAAGCACGGCGAGAAGCGGUGGAAGUGCGAGCGGUGCGCCAAGCGCUACGCCGUGCACUCGGACUGGAAGGCGCACGUCAAGAACUGCGGCACCCGCGAGUACCGCUGCGACUGCGGCAUCCUCUUCUCCAGGAAGGACAGCCUGCUGACCCACAGGGCCUUCUGCGACGCCCUAGCCGAGGAGAGUGCAAGGCUCAUCGCAGCUGCAAACAACAGCAUCGCCACUACCACCACCUGCAACAACAACGGCAACAACAACAGCGGCAGCAGCAGCAACGACAUCAACAAUAUGCUCAUGCCAAGCAACAGCUCACCACUCUUUCUCCCUUUCUCAAGCCCCCCUCACGCUCAAAACCCUAACCCCCUCAUGUUUCUCUCCCAAGAGCCUCACCACCAACACCACCAGGUGCUCCCUCCGUUCCAGCCCCUGACAUACCUUGAUGACCUGCCUAUGACUACCGGCAGCAGUUCGACCGUCAGCACCGACACGGUCAGCUUCAGACUUACUCCAGAAGGCUCGGUGACUAUGCACGCCGGUGGCCGACACCUCACCAGGGACUUCCUAGGCGUCGACAACGCCGGGGAGGUCGAGGAGCUGCAGAUGUCGGUGCCACUGUGCGCCGCCGCGUACCAGGGACGCUCCAUCGGCCCCACCGCCGCCUGCUGCGCCACCGACCUGACCAGGCAGUACCUCGGCCGGCUGCCGCCGGUGAACGAGCCGUGGAGCCACAACUUCUAGGGACUCGCCAGCAUCUCAUCAACAAGAUGACCACCGAAGACUUGAAAGCCAAAAACUAGCUUUGUGUGUGCUCGCUACCUUAGCUCUUGUCCAUGAUUGUUUUUUCAAGAACACAAGUUAUGUGCUCUUUUGCAUUGAGAAUUAGAAAUGGAACAUGCAAAGUACUGUUACGGCAGAUCACAUGUGAUCGCCCGGUUCCACCGGUUUCUGACACACACAAAAAAGCAGGCGAAUCGAAGGGUGUGGUAAUUGACCCCUCGCCAGCUUAUCUA